AUGUGGUAUUUAAAAAUGAAUUUAACGGGAGAAGCAGAGAGAUAUAUAAGACAUCUUACAAUAACAGAUGCAAAUUACUCUGUAGCUUGGAAGCUAUUAGAAGAGAGGUUCAAUAAUACAAGGUUACUAGUAACAAACAUUUUGGAUAAGUUAAUAGGACAACCAAGUAUUGUACCUGGGUUAAGUAAAUCAAUUAAAGGUCUAUUUAACACAAUACAAGAAUGUAUCAUGAUGUUAGAAAAUUUAGAAUUGGAAGUUUACAAUAAUUGGAAUCCAAUUCUAUUACAUAUUUUAAUGAAGAAACUUGACAAAGACACUCAUAGUCUACAAGAGUUUCUCAGGUUUAUUCAAGCAAGAUUUCAAGUGCUAGAAGCUAUAGGUGAUAGUAGAGGCAAGUCACCAAAACUCCAGAAAACGGCUUACGUAACAACAGGAGUCAUCUUAAAUAGUAAUAGUGGAUGUUUGGUAUGUAAAGAAAAACAUUCAUUAUUUAACUGUUCAAAGUUUUUAGAAAUGAUGCCCCAAGAAAAAGGCUUAUGUGCAAGGAAGCACAAUUUAUGCACAAAUUGCUUCAAGAAAGGCCACUUUUGGAAAAAAUGUGUUUUGAGUAACUGUAGAAAAUGUCAGCAAAAGCACAACACAUUGAUUCAUGAUUUAUACAAAAAGGAAGUUAGUCAAGGUUCCACUACAAAACAACAAGCGACAGUUAAUAUAUCAAUGUCAGAGGUUGAAACUGCAAAAUAUAUAAUUUUGGGAGUGGCAAUAGUUCAAGUACUUAAUAAAGCAAACAAUCCAAUCGAAUGUCGAGUAUUAUGUCGAGUAAUAAGUGAAAGUUUGAACAUUUAUGGUGUACGAAACUGUCAAGUUCAAUCUAGAAAUCGACUGAUUGUUAAAAUUAUGUCAAAAACAAGUAUGUUUGAUACUAGUAUUGAAGCUAAUGUGAUAAGAUCAAUAACUACUUGUCAACCGCAGAAAUAUAUUGACAUAUCACAGUGGUCAAUACCAGCGUCAACAAAGUUAGCUGAUCCACACUUCAAUAGUCCGCAGAAAGUGGAUAUGCUACUAGGCGUUGAGAUGUAUGCAGAAUGUGUGAACGGGGGCAAAUUCAAACUGGGAGCAGAUUUACCAAUAUUACAAAAAACAGUAUUCGGCUGGACGAUUCUUGGUGACACAACAGAAGCAAACCAAUAA
Condylostylus longicornis is the source of this 1191-nucleotide messenger RNA. RefSeq lists its product as uncharacterized. The coding region runs from base 1 to 1191 and encodes 396 amino acids. The record is from RefSeq and is a predicted model, not a curated record. The transcript has 2 exons. NCBI's taxonomy places the organism in Eukaryota, Metazoa, Arthropoda, Insecta, Diptera, Dolichopodidae.